GUCCGGAUGUUAUGUGAAACAUAAAGUUUGAUGUUUUUCUAAUCAGUACAAAGUGUGAGAGUGACGUCACCGCAUGAUGACGUCAGCAGCGUAGUUGCAGAGUCACUGCGGCUGGUUGACUGUAAACAAGGAGAACAGAGGAGGCGCCAUUUAAACUGGGCCUUUUAACGUCUGUGCUGCUUAUAUCUGCUGCUGCUCAUGACUUAAAUUAACCCGUGAGUGAUUUCGUGAUACUCCAUUCAAUGUGCGGUCCCUUAAAUAAAGGCGCAGUUCGUGUUUUGGCGGAGACAGUCGCACGGAGCUAACGUUAGCAACUUUAGCUUAGCUGCUCGCUAGCCUCGCUGGCUAGUCAACAUCCAACGGGCCUGUUGCGAGGCAGACUCCCUUUAUGCCCUGGAUACAUCUCUCUCUUUACUGCGACCAGGAGAUCCUGAACCCUGGGUGGCUGGUCAGAGCAGCCUCCUCCCACCAUGGAGGCAGGAGGAAAGGACUGUGAGGAGGAAACUCUGCAGACGGCGUUCAAGAAGCUGAGGGUCGAUGCUGAGAGUUUACCUGGAGCUGUGAGCGUGUCGGAGGCGUUGGCUCCCAGAGUGGCAUCACGUACUUGCCUUGACGUCAGCGGAGCGAAGCCCAAACUCAGCUGCCCGAAGGACAACUGGCACGGCUGCAUGAGGAAAACUUCCAGAGGAGCAUCCAGAACACAGCGGCGUCGGCGGUCCAAGUCCCCCAUCCUCCACCCCCCCAAGUUCACCUACUGCAGUAGCUCUGCCGCCUCGGCCCUGUCGACCCCGAGCGGCUGUCUGAAGCACCAGCGGCUAGCUUUGCCGGAGCCCGCCGAGCCUCUCCCUGCAGUUGAUGGAGGAACGCCCUCCUCUGUGGCCGUCCCGACCCAGAAAGAGCUCUCCUCUUCGGCCACUCCCAGCCAUAUCUCGCCUCUGGUUUUUGGAUCUUGCGCUGCGGUUUCCUCGCAGGAGCUCCCCACUGUUAUUACUACUGUUGUGACAUCAUCCAGGCAGGACGGAGGGAGCUCUGGAGAUGCGACCGAGGAGAGCAGCGCGAAGAAAAGUGCCUGUGACGGAGCGGAGUCUGGAGCAGGAGCAGGAGCACCUCGGCUCUCCGGAUCCGCAGAAGCCGCCGACUUCCGAGCUCUGUCCGAGCUCCACAGCAGCGGCUCCGCAGAAGGCGCCCAGGUCGCCUGCACCUGUGCCUGGAAGAGUAGCUCAGAUUCCCAGGAGGAGAGCGGCGGGCAGGCGGCUGAAUCCCAGUGCCGGUGUCAGGCCCUCCAUCAAGGCUGGCACGGCGUGGAGGUCUACUCCUUCACCGGGCUCCGCAACGUCAUGUUGGAGUGCGAGAGGAGCCUGCCGAGCCACGAGGACCCCCCCAGAACUCUCAGCGCCAACAGUAACGCCGCCUCAGCUUCGUCACCUUCGUCAUCGCCGGCAGCGGCGUUGUCGUCUGGCUCCCCGCGCUCGUGUUCGGAGCAGGCGCGGGCGUACGUCGACGACAUCACAAUAGAGGACCUUUCUGGCUACAUGGAGUAUUAUCUCUACAUCCCCAAGAAGAUGUCACACAUGGCUGAGAUGAUGUACACUUAAAAAUAUUAUUAUUAUUAUUAUAUCAUAAGGAAAUAAUAAAGUUUUUUUUCUGUUUGUGGGGGAAACGGCCGCCUCGAAGGAAUGUCAGUAGUGGGUAGAAGAAUGGAUCAGGCAUGAAAGUUGUAAUUUAAUUAUACAACGUUAACUGAUUUAGCCCCUCCCCUUCCUCAUUUAUUAAAACUAACAGAAACGAAUCAUCUAUUUCUCAUUAGUUUUGACUUUCGCCCUUUGUUUUUUGUGCUACGUUUUAAUUUAAAGUUUUUCAGUUUACAAAUGAAGUUGCCAAAGCUCUUGGUGCAGGCUCUUUGCAGGAGAGGAUGGUAGGAAUAUGCAAACUUGUAACAGCGAGUGUUGGUGUUGUGAAAGUCACCUGUCUGGAUUUCAUUUCACUCAAUAAAGACGCAAAUUGU
Centropristis striata (black sea bass) is the source of this 2005-nucleotide messenger RNA. RefSeq names its product oxidative stress responsive serine-rich 1 (gene oser1). Lineage: Eukaryota; Metazoa; Chordata; Actinopteri; Perciformes; Serranidae. The record is from RefSeq and is a predicted model, not a curated record. Bases 471 to 1595 code for a protein of 374 amino acids. Gene Ontology annotation, biological process: cellular response to hydrogen peroxide. The transcript is spliced from 4 exons.